Homarus americanus (American lobster) is the source of this 2688-nucleotide messenger RNA. RefSeq names its product glutamate receptor ionotropic, delta-1-like. The transcript is spliced from 6 exons. NCBI's taxonomy places the organism in Eukaryota, Metazoa, Arthropoda, Malacostraca, Decapoda, Nephropidae. Gene Ontology annotation, molecular function: glutamate-gated receptor activity. The coding region runs from base 435 to 1889 and encodes 484 amino acids. Gene Ontology annotation, cellular component: membrane. The record is from RefSeq and is a predicted model, not a curated record.
CACGAACAGCAAAGCGGAAAGGAUACAAGUAAAAGUAAUAGUGCACAGUGCUACUUGCCCCAUCUUGAGUUGGUUGUGAGAGAGACUACUCACUCACUCACCACUCUACUCUGCAGACGGGACACUCCUGACAACUCGGGUGCCAAGACUCUCUUGGUCGCUGGUGAAAACAAUGCCAGAACUUCUGGCACUGUUUUCACCAGAAGGUAGCUAUAUAGUCGCGCCUUAUCUCUAUUGUGCCACUUAGCCUUACUUUUUUUUAUCCUUAUGAGCUUCUACCAGUUCUGGUAAAAGUCGUCCUGUCAUGUUCAGAAUUUUAUUUGGCUUAAAAGGUGUAUUUUAUUGUGAAAAGACCGAAAACUUGCAAUUUUUGGCACUCUGGUCAUUUCAAUUUCAAUGCCUAGUGGGGAAUAUGCAUUUCCCACUAGGCAUUAAUGAGUGUGCAUAAGUCUCAAGAAAAUCCCCAGGGCCUCUCAGAUACAACGGAAGUCGUCAGUCAUGCGGUGGUCCAGCGAUCAAGGUACUUGGUGUUGUUCGAGCAGCAUGUCGUGAACAUCAGCAAAGUGUUCUACAUGUUCACCAGUUACCCGUUCAGUCCAGAGGGUCACCGAGCUACCCUGGGCAGCUGGAGUAACAAGACCAUCACAUCGGUCGUGGACUUGUUUCCUGAUCGCUACCCAGACCUGCAGGGAGCGGUGUUGUAUCUCGCUUCCUGGUGUGAUGACUUCCCGAUCAUCUACGUGAGUGGUGAUGGCUGUAUCGGUUCCAGUCUGGACACUCUUUCUCUUAUCGCCCACAAACUCAACUUCACCUACGAGGUACAAAGAGAGACUCAAGACCAACACUGGGGCGCCUUGGAGAAUGGGAAUUGGACUGGUAUGUUGGGUGACCUUAAAUACAAUGGUAAGGACUUAGCCCUUAACUGGUUCCUUCUUAACCACAACCGCUGGAAGGCCUUCGACGCCCUCUACCCAUACUACGCUGAAGGUUUCGGGUUUCUGGCGCGUCUCCCGGAGCCAGCACCUCGGUGGAAGAACUUGACCUACUCCUUCACUACCAAUUUGUGGCUCAUCAUCGUCUGCUCCACCAUGGUCGUCUCGUGUAUGUUCUCUGCUUUGAUGCCGCGUCAUAUGACAGAGGGAACCGUCGACCAUAUCCAGCAAAUCAUCUUGGUAUGUGCGGGCGUGGUGAGACAGGUGGUUGAUCUGGGCGGUGACGGGAGAUGGGCGUGGCAGCGGGUGUGGCUGGGCUGGUGGUGGUUGGGCUGUAUCAUCCUAACCACCGCCUACACCUGUAACCUCAUCGCCUUCCUCACUGUCCCUGUCUACACCACCCGCAUUGAGACUGUCGCCCAUCUUGCUGCCUCAGACCUCAGGGUCAUAAUGCAGGAUUAUGGGAGCUUCUUGCCAGAGGCGCUGAAGGAGUCGUCGGAUCCCCACCUGUAUACGUUGGGUCACAAGUUGGAUUUAUACCCGUAUGAGGAAGCGUAUGACCCAGCUAUCUACGGCGUCUUGAACCGCACUCACGCCCUCACAGAGACCUACUCCUACCUCAUGAACCUCCAGAUCCAGUAUAAUGUUACCCAGGACACCUACCUCAUGAAGGAACAGGUGUACCCGGGUCACAUGUCCUGGUUCAUGCCCAAGAACACCCCGUACUCAGCCAAGGUGUCCGCCCUCCUCACCAGACUCCGGGAAGCGGGGGUUAUUAACAAGUUCUUUCUCAUACACUUUGCCCGCGUGUCUGAGACCUUCAAGAACACCCAGGAGUCCACGAUGCAGGCCCUGAGUAUCAAACACCUCCAGGGUGCCUUCCUACUGCAUCUGCUAGGUCUCGUUGCUGCUCUACUGAUCCUCCUCUUAGAGCUUUUCGUCUUCUGCUUAGCUUGACUGCUGCUCUACUGAUCCUCCUCUUAAAACUCUUCGUCUUCUGCUUAGCUUGACUGCUGCUCUACUGAUCCUCCUCUUACAACUCUUCGUCUUCUGCUUAGCUUGACUGCUGCUGCUCUACUGAUCCUCCUUUUCGAGCUAUUCGUCUUCUACUUAACUUGACAGCUUUGCCCCACGACAAAAGUUCUCUGUUGUCUUCUGCUGGACUUCGCCAUUGCUGUUCUACUACUACUACUACUUGAGCUCUACUUCACCACUGACGUUAUGAAGGCACUUGAUAUACAAUGUAAUUAUUAAAAAAAACAUCACAGCUAUUGUAUUUAUAAGGCAGUGUACUGAAAGUGUAGUUAUAUUUGACUAACACACCCCACAGUUUAUGUAUCAUCAAAACAGUGUAGUAACAGUAUACAGUAUGAGCAAUAAACUUAUACCGUAAUUGCCAAUCAACCAAAGGAAAAUAAAACGUACUUGAAUUGCCUAAUCACAUUUUAUUAUAUAUAUAUUUUUUAUUUUUUUCUAAUUUCAUUUUCUUGUCCUGAAUAGCCACUAAAACGUAUCCCAUAAUUUGAUCUUAAACAAAAUUUAUCUCUAUGUAAUUAUCAGCAAAUUAUUUUAUAUAUAAAACUAAAAUUAUCGAAGACACAUAUUAAUGAUAAUUUACAGCCGUAACUUCUCUUUGCAACAAAAGAGUAUAAUUAUGUGGAGAUUAUCAUGAUGGAAAUUAAUACAUUGGUCUGUAGUUUGUACUGUAAAAUAUGUUAAUCUGAAUACAUUUGUGAAAACUAGCAUAUAAAACAAA